AUGACUUACGAGGAGAAUCGGUACUGGAAAAAUGUGCUGACGAUCGUGCCCAUCGUCGGCGCCGCGCUGGCCACCAUCUCGUAUCUGCUGCGUCUGUACUCCCGUCGCUUUACGACCGCCGGUCUGAAGCUGGAGGACUGGUUGAUGGGCGUUGGGUUGAUUCUUUCCUACUGCGCCACCGCCUUUGUUGUGGACACUGCAUUCAAUGGCGUCGGUCUGCCAGUCAGCAGUCUCCCCGCAGAUGAACGGCGGCGUAUCCAAUUCGGUUCGUGGAUGAUCCAGAAGUUUUGGGCGCCGUCCGCAGCAUUUGUGAAGAUUUCCAUCGUGGUAUUUUUGAAGCGCCUACUCGGAACCGUCCGCGCGUACACCGUUGUGUCAAAUGUCCUUAUUGGGUUCAUUACCUGUUGGGCCAUCACGGCUCUGCUGGUCAACAUCUUCCAGUGCAAACCGGUUCAGUACUAUUACGACAAGUCCCUUCAUGGACAUUGCAUGAGUGGGCAGCGAUCAUUCUUUCAGGCGAUGGGAUCUAUCGCCUUGGUAGAGGACGUCAUCAUUUUGUGCCUGCCUACACCGAUUGUGUGGGGCUUGCAGAUUACCUUUCGACAAAAGUGUGCGGUGACAGUCGUCUUCUCCCUCGGUGGCCUGGUCUGUAUCUUCAGUUUGAUGCGUCUGAUUGAAUUCCGCAAUUUUAUUACGACUGAUUUAGCUUCUUCGAGUGCUAAAGAAUCCGUCUGGACGUGUCUCGAGCUCGAUGUCGCCAUAAUUUGCGGUUGUCUGCCGCUAAUGAAACCUCUGAUCCAGGGCUUCCUGGGCAAGGUCCGAAGCGGGGUGUCCAAGGCCCGCUCUCAUCCAUCGUCCGGCACGAAGCUCUACUAUCCCUCCAGCGCCACCCACAACAAUGAUGGUUUCCGACAGAUCGAUGACAUGUUGGGCUCGCAAGCCUCGAAGAAUCCCCAUGUGAUGGCCAGUUCCAGUCGAAUGAGCUCGGAUGUCGAAUUACAAGGCAUUGCGGUGCACACGCGGAUUGAGCAGGAUGUUGACCGCCCGCACACGGUUGACUCGGACGAGACCACCCACGCACAUGCGUGGCCUUGA
Messenger RNA from Aspergillus ibericus CBS 121593, 1095 nucleotides. RefSeq lists its product as uncharacterized. Lineage: Eukaryota; Fungi; Ascomycota; Eurotiomycetes; Eurotiales; Aspergillaceae. The transcript has 5 exons. Bases 1 to 1095 code for a protein of 364 amino acids. The record is from RefSeq and is a predicted model, not a curated record.